Molecule: messenger RNA, 5892 nt
Organism: Aureococcus anophagefferens
Lineage: Eukaryota; Pelagophyceae; Pelagomonadales; Pelagomonadaceae
Exons: 7
Coding region: 1-5892 (1963 amino acids)
Source: RefSeq, a predicted model, not a curated record
AUGGCGUCCACCACCGACUCCCGCGCCGACGACGAGGACCAGGUGCGCGUCGCCGACGGCGACGACUACGGCUUCUUCACGGACACGUCGGACAGCGACGGCGACGACGCGCGGAGCUACCUGUCGCACGACGCGUCGACGGCGGACCUGUCGCGCAACUCGAGCAGCACCGACGUCGCGUCGCUCGCGCCGAACGGCCUGAGCCUGCUCAACGCGCUCGUCAUCGACGGCGUCAAGGCGACGCUCGAGCGGUCGCCGAGCGCCGAGGUCUUCGACCUGCCCGUCGCCGGCGAGCGGCCCGGCGCGCCGGCGCUCUUCCAGCGGUGGCACGUCGCGCGGCGGCCGCCGGCGGCCGCGCCGGCGCGGUGGGCGUGCCUCCAGGCGGGCGACGAGCGGGGCGCCGGCGCCGCGUCGCGCGUCGCCGUGACGCUGACGCCGGGCUCCUGCCCGCCGGUCUUCAGCCGCGAGUUCGCCGGCGGCGUCGUCGUCGGCUGCUCCGUCGCGGCCGUGCGCGUCGUCGACGGCGGCGGCGUCGGCUCCGGCCAGCACGCGGAGUACCAGCUCCUCGUGUCGCGCGGCGGCGACUGCCACGUGCGCUGGGUGCGCCACACGGACCUCGCGGCGCACCACGACGCCACGGCGGCGGGCGCGGCCUACGCGCGCGCGCGGUGCGCGUGGCUCGACGGCGAGCGCCGCCGGCGGUCGCGGCGCUCCGUGGGCGACUUCGCCUACCUCGCGGCGCGGCGCCGGGCCUACCUCGCCUGGCUCCAGGAGCUCCUCUUCGCGGCGCCGGCGCCGGGCGCCGUGGAGCGCCUCGCGUUUCCGACGGAACUCGCGUUGAGGCGCGGCGUCGAGAGCCACACGGCCUUCGACCCGCCGAAGCGCGACGAGGGCCGCGCGUCGCCCCUCGCGGCCUACGUCGCCGCGGUUUCGACUCUGCGAUGUUGUGCCUCUGAGAGCGCCUGUUCCGGCGUCGCCAUGGCCGACUCGCCGGCGCGGACGCCGCCGUCGGCGCGGCGGCCUCGGAGCGGGUCGCGGAGCCGGGGCAGCCGCGGGUCGCGGCCGUCGAGCGCGCGGAGCGCGCGGAGCGGCGCGUCGGGCAAGUCCGACGGCGACGGCCUCGACGACAACGUGCUGGCCAUGCUCAACAUCGAGCGCACGAGCAGCCGCAACGCGAGCCGCGAGCGGGACGCGAAGAACCCGCGCCGCGCCGACGCCGCCGCCGCCGGUGGCGAGGACCGCGGGAGACGGCCCAUCGCGCCGAGUUUCGACUCGACGGGAUCCGGGGGCCUCGACUACGAGAACCUCGUCGACGACGAGGCGACCUUGGACUCGAAGGGCGGCGGGCGGCGGGAGUCGCUGAAGAACGCGCUCCGGCGCACGUCCGCCUCCGGCCGGGGCGGCCGCCGCGCGAGCGCCGGCGUGGCCGGCGGCGACGACGCGUCCGCGGCCGAGGUCACGCAGGAGGGGUCCACGGAGUCGCAGUGGCUCCGCGACGAGGCCGCGCGGCGCGCGUUGGAGGAGGAGCGACGACGCGCAUUCACGCCGCGCGGCAACUACGACGCCGCGGGCGCGCAGGACCUCGACGAGAGCACGAACCAGUGCAGGAAAAGAGUGCGAAAUUCCCAACUUCAAAGGCUCCUAUCUCGGCCGUUUUCCACUCGCACGAACAUUUUGUCGGACGCGUGGGACGCGGCGUCCGCGGAGCGGCGCGCGUCGGCCCACGCGUCGAGCGUCACGGAGCGGGCCCACAUGCUCGCGCACGCGCUCACGUUCAGCCGGAGCCCCCAGGGCGGCACGGUGUCGCGGCGGCUCGAGGGUUUAGGCAUGAUCGACACGGAGGUCGCGGACGCGUUGGACCCGCGGACGGACGGCACGCUCGCGGGUUUGGACGAUCUCGGCGACUUCGCCGGCGAGGGCGGCGCGCCGCGCGGCGGCGGCCCGCGGCCGCGGUCGCGGAGCCCGGGCAUCGCGACGUCCGAGAGCGACGGCGAGGUGAGCCUGUUGUCCCGCGGCGACUCGGCGCCGAUGCUCGGGCUCGCGGCGCUCGUCCUGCUCAAGGCCAAGGCGAAGAAGAUGGCGAACCGCGCUAGAAAGCGCGUCAAGGCGAAGAAGAAGGUGUCGAUCCAGGACGGCACGCGGGGCCGCAAGCGCAAGGGCGACCGGAACUCGUCGUCGCGGGACCGCGCGUCGCGGCCGGGAUCCCGCGGCCGCCGGGGCGACCGCGCGCCGUCCGCGGAGCGCGCGGACCGCUCCGAGUCGCCGCCGGAGCCCUGGGGCGAGGAGCACGGGGCGGCGGCGCGCGCGAAGCGCGCGCGGUCGCCGCCGGCGGCGGACGGCCCGCGCGACGCGGGCCGCGACCAGGGCAGCAAAAGAGAGCGAAAUUCCCAACUUCAAAGCCUCCUAUCUCGGCCGCUUUCCACUCGCCGCGACGCGCGGCACACGCGCGAAUCCGGCGGCGGCUUCGAGAGCCUCGGCGGCGGCGAGCCGCGGCCCGACAACGCGUCCUGGGUCCUCAGCGACGAUCUGAGCUACUCGUCGGCGAGCCACGGCGCGCGGCCCGCGACGCCGCCGGAGGUCGUCGCCAUCCCGUACCUCGACGCGCCCCUCGAACGGCCGAAGACGCGGAACGGCGGCGAGCGGCCGCGGCCCGCCGUGACCAUCCCCACGGGCGGCUCGACGACGGACGACUCGCGGUCCUGGGGGUCGCGCAAGGCCAUGGUCGAGGCGCCGGGCCCCGCGCGCGAGCCCGCGCCGCGGUCGCCGCCGAAGUCGCCGCCGCGCGGCAAGCUCAAGGGCCUCGGCGACGGGCCUAAAGGCGACGCCUCGAGCGAGGACGAGACGGAGAACGACGAGGGCUCCUUCCCGCUCCACGUGCUCACGGACGACGAGUCCGCCGCGGAGCGCGCGAAGCUGGCGAACCGCGCGCGCAAGGGCCACGGGGGCAUCUUCGUCAAGGGCGAGACCGCGCUCGCGGGCGCGGACCCGCCCAAGGCGCUCCCCGACGACAAGCGCGUGGACCGGUCCAGCGCCGGCGAGGCGCUCCUGCCGGCCUUCCACGGGCCCCGCGUGUCGCUGCCCGGCGGCAACGUCGAGGACGCGAUCGUCGUGUCGCCGCGGCCAUCGGCCGCCGCGCCGCGGCCCGCGCCCAAGCCGCGGCCGCCGCCCCUCAUGGCGCCGGGCGCCGCCGUCGAGGAGGACAACGUGAGCCUGCUCUCCGAGGCGGAGCUCCACGGCCGCGACGCGUCGCCCGUGCGGCCGUGGAAUUACCUCACGGCGCCGCACCACCGCGUCGACGACGACGAGCCGAGUUUGGAGGAGGCGGGCUCCUACAAGGGCGUGCUCGGCCAGGCCGCGGACCUCGCGUCCCUGACGUCCGCCUUCUCGCGCGAGAGCGGCGAGUCGUCCCUCGACGAGGGGAAGCCCGCGGCGCCCGCGGGCGCCGCGGGCCGCGCGGCGGCGCGGCGCGCGCAAGGCCGCCAGCGCGACCCAACGCCGAGCCCGCGGCCGCCGCGCGCGCCCAAGGCCGCCAUCUCGACGCAGCCCGCGGCCCGCGCGGCGCCGCGGGCGAAGAAGGUCCCCGAGGACGCGAGCCCGACGCCCGACGCCGAUUCGGUCCACACGGCGGAGACCGUCAAAGCCGAGGCGCGGGCUUUCGCGUUGGAGGCCGAGCGGCGCCUCGAGGAGGAGGCCGAGCGGUUAAAAGAGGAGCGGAUGAUCGCCGCGCGGAAGCGACUCACGGGCCGCCCGAAGCUGCCGGAGAACUCCAAGGCCGACGGGUCCCUCGUCAUGGCGCGGCGCGCCCAGGCGUCGGCGGCGGCGGCGGCGGCCCUGGAACGCGUCCGGGCGGACCAGGCGCACGCGCGGCUCUACCGCGCGGCGGAUCGGAUCCGCGCGUUCCGCGGCGCGGACUCCUUUACGACCGCGCGGCUGCUGGGCCUCGUCGACGGCGAUGCCAUCCGCGACGAGCGGCGCCACGCGCGGAGCGAGCGGCUCGACAUGAACCGCGAGGACCGCGACGCGGGCGACGGCGGCCACUUCGGCUACGUGCCCUUUCCGUCGUCCGAGCUCUUCGGCAAGAUCCCGCGGGGCGACGCGCCGCGGACCGUGCCCGUGGCCUUUGCCUUGUCGGCGUCGAACUCGGGCUGGGACGCGACGAAGACGAAGGAGGCCGCGGGCCGAAGUUGGCUCGCGCGGCACGGCGACCAUUUGUCGGACCCGUCGUACCCUGUGUCGUACCGGCCCGCGCCGCCGAAGACGGUCUGCUCCGUGGAGCUCGACGGCGCCGUGUUAAGGGUGUCGCACCCGGAGCCCGCGGGCGACGUCGACGACGAGUGGUUCGCCGACGAGGAUUUGGCGACGGUCCGCGUCCGCGAGUACGCUUUAUCGGACGUCGCGCCGGAGCCGUCGGACGUCGCGGGCGGCCGCGUGACGCUGCGCAGCCGGGCGACGGGCGAGUACGUGGCCACGGUGUCCACGGCGGCCUGGGGCGACGUGUCGCGGUCCGCGCCGCGACCGGCGCCGCGGCCCGCGCCGCCGCGGCGGAGCCACCACCGGCACCGCCGCGCGGCGACGCACCACGGCGGCCGCCGCCGGGGCUCCGUGCCCGCGGCGGCGGCGCGGGGCCGGUCCCCGCGCGCGUCGUCCGCGGGCCUCGACGCGCCGGCGACGCUGCAGGCGUCGACGGCGUCGCUCGCGUCCGCGGCGGAGCGGAGCUUCGGGCGGCGCCGGCGCUGGGGGUCGCGCGACGACGACGACGCGCCGGAGCCCGCCCGGCCGCGGCCGCCCGUCGCCGUGCCGUCCCUGAAGGCGCCGCCGACCCUGGUCCACGUCGACCAGCGGCCCUGGUCCCUGCCGGGCACGCCGCGGUCGCCCGCGCGGAGUCUGGAGGGCGACGACGGCGACGAGAGCUUCGACGGCAGCCUCGGCACGACGCUGGGGCCCUUCGCGUCCAUGUUCGGCGACCCGAGCCAGCGGUCCGGCGCCACGGCCCCGCGCGACGACGCGUCGCUGGAGUUGCCGGAGCUCCGGCGGCGGCCGACGUCGACGCCCGGCCGCGCGGCGGCGAGGGGCGGCGGCGCGCCCGCGCGGCCGACGACGACGCCCGCGCCGCCGCCGGACGCCCGCGACGGCCCGCCGCCGUCGCUCAAGACGCUGCCCGCGCCGCAGCCCGGCGCGGUCCGCCACGAGCGCGAGAUCCGCGUCGGGAGGGCGCCGACGCUGCUGCCCGUGCGGAGUACGCUCGCCGACGACGACCCCUGGGGGGGGCUCUCCGGCUCCGACGGCGGAAACGUCGAGGACUCGAAGCUCUGGGCGACGUGGCUCCGGGACCAGGACCGCGUCGCCGUUCUGGUCGUCGCCGCGGACGCCAAGGACCGGCGCGCGGUGGCCCGGCGCGCGCUGGCCUGCGGCGCGAACGUCGCCCACGCGGCCAAGUCCGGCGCUCAGGCGCUCAAGGUCCUCGCGAAGAUCCGCGUGCUGCGGAAACGCUUCGACGUCGUGCUCUGCGGCGCGGUCGAGGACAUGGAGACGGCGCAGCUCGUCGCGGGCGUCCGCGCGGUCUGGGGCUUCGGCGGCUUCGAGAAGCGCGGAGAACAGGGGGCGCGCGCGGACGAGCGGCGCGGGGACGCGGCGCGGUGCCCGCCGGCCGUCGCGUUCGGGCGCGGGUCGGCGGAGCGGACGCUCGGCGCGCUCGACGACAGCGGCGUCGCGGACUACUACGACUGCGGCGGGCCCUUCGACGAGCACGUCUUCGCGGGCCUGCUGCGGCCCUGGCGCGGCGACUCGACGUCGACGCUCCGCGCGGACGACCCCCGGCGGAGCCGGCGCGAGCGGCCGCCGACGUACCUGCCGAACACGACGUCGAGCACGCCGCGGACGGGCUCCGUCUAA